CUCGCCGCCAUUCACCCGUAACAUAACCGCUUUUUCGAAGCGCGACUCAAAGAAGCGCGGACGCCGAGUUCGGAACAUCAAUACUGGAGGGCGCCCAUUACCCGUUCCGUAGAAAGCAGCGGAGCUUUUUCUCUGGCUUCCUGUGAGGCGGACUUUUGGUGUCGCUAGUAGUGCCACUUUUGAUAGGGCGGGCUCCACGAGGUCUAUCUAUAUUUAGACAACGUACCCUCCAACGAUACGAUAUCUCACGCGUGCAAAAAAACAACGAUCGUUCCGGUGAAAGUCUCUUAGCUGGGCCGAUGCGUGCCGUAAUUGCCGGUAUCUCAAUCGUCUGCUCUUACCCUCGUCCCCCUUUAAGAAAAGUUAGCUCCCGUAAUGCUCGCAAUGGCAUCAGUGAGUCGGAUCGCUAUGUGUACGUUAGAGGAUGUCCUGCCAAUUUUCAGUGCGUUGGUGGUCUACGCAUCCAUUUUGGCGGCAAGCUUGAUUUCGUGCCUCAUCUUGUUUCUGUGCUACAUCAAAACCCGACAGCUAAAGACCUGGAAGUUCAUGAAAAAGUUUCCCGGAGCAAGUUCGACAAUGCCAAUGAUACCGAUGCUCUCCACGUGGAAGAUCCAUCGCACUCUGUCGAAGCAGGCCCACCUUGUUGACUACGGAACUCAAGUAUUUCAACUCGCCGCGGGGUCUUCGCUAUGCUUCAAAAAACAAGGGAUGUUCAGGUUUUACGAUGCAACACAGGCUGUGCUAGCGAUCUACACGGCAGACCCUGUCGAGGAACUUUUGACCAGCAACGUUAUUUUGGACAAGGGAAAAGAAUAUGAUAUCAUACGUCCCUGGUUGGCAAGUGGUCUCCUAACAAGUGCAGGAUCCAAAUGGAAGCUCCGACGGAAACUUCUAACACCAGCCUUUCAUUUCCGAAUACUGGAAGACUUUUUGCCCAUAGUAAAUACGCAGUCGAGGGUGUUCGUCGAAAACUUAAGAAGCCAAGGGAAAGAACGUUCGUACAACAUCGUUCCUCUGGUCACCAUGUGCACUCUAGACAUCAUCUGUGAAACUAUAAUGGGAUACGUUAUUAAUGCCCAAAAGAACAAGUGCUCUGAUUAUGUUCAAGCAAUUCAAGUAGUUGGAGAAGCUUUCACGCGCCAUCUUGAAUCGCCAGCGUUCUGGAUCGAACCUAUUUUCCGCCUAUCUCAAUCUGGGAGACAGUUCUACGACAGCAUAAAAGAACUGCACGAAUUUACCACAAAGGUGAUUCAGGAGAGGAAGAAAGAGCUACAAAAUGAGCCCCGGGAGGCUUUCGACAACGCUGACGACGACGACGUGUAUGGCAUGAAGUCAAGCCACAAGAGAACAUUCCUUGACAUCUUGCUUCGCGAACAUUUAAAAGAUCCUCAUAAUUUCACCGAAGAAGAUGUCCGAGAGGAGGUCGACACGUUUAUGUUCGAGGGACACGACACCACAGCCAUGGGCAUCAGUUGGGCUCUAUACCUCAUUGGUCUCUACCGGGAACAACAAGACUUAAUUCAUCAAGAGUUGGAUUCCAUCUUUGGUGAUGACAAGGUCCGACAGAUUACAUCAAACGACUUGAAGGAAAUGAAGUACCUAGAGUGCUGUCUGAAGGAAUCACAGCGCCUGUAUCCAUCGGUGCCGUUUAUUGCCAGAACGUGCUCGGAAGAUCUCGUUAUUGCUGGAAACACGGUGCCCAAGGGUGCGACUGUCCAAAUCCCGAUUUACAACCUGCACAGAGACGAAACCGUUUUCCCAAAGCCCGAGGAAUUUAUCCCCGAGAGGUUUCUUCCGGAAAACGCCAAGGGGCGGCAUCCCUUCGCGUUCGUUCCUUUCUCGGCCGGCCCGAGGAAUUGUAUCGGGCAACGCUUUGCGAUGAUGGAGGAGAAGAUUGUCGUUGCAAACGUGCUGAGGAACUACAAGCUGCGUUCUCUGCAUCACCGUGACACGAUUAGAGUUGUUGCCGAGAUGGUUUUGCGCCCCAAAAACGGGCUGUUCGUGCAAUGUCUUCCGAGGUGAUAGCUGAUUCUGCCAUCCUCGACUGCAGCACCGAAGCCAGACAGUUUUAUUAUUGGGUAAAGAGCGGUGAUUACAAUGAAAUUAUACACGCGCGACAUCAUUAUUCAGUGAUGCAUACAUCUAAUCAUGUGGCUAGUCCUUGGAUGAAGUUACAAACUUCAAAAUUCAUGUAAAUGUUUCUACAUGAAUACUAACUAACUAUAAGAAUUAGAAAACUAGGCAACUCGAAAAAAUAUACGCACGCUAUAUAUCGAAGGCUCUGUCAGUGUUAGAAAAUGGUUGUAUUCAAACUGAAUGUAUGCUACUAUUAUGGUAGGUUAAUUCGUUUUUUUAGAGCGCAGCUCUUAAGCGCCAGUUUCCGGUUUGAGCGGCGACGCCGUCGCCGUCGGCGUAAUCGCGCGUUGCAUUAUGGGACGUUUCCCAUAAUGCAACGCGUGACGUCACGUGGGUCACGAGUGGCGUCACGAGGGUCACGAAGGUCACUCGUGAAGGUCACGACGAAGGUCACGACCUUCACAGUGACCUUCGCGAGGUCUUUAUGACUGACAUCACGAGGGUCAAUAGGCUCAUAAGUGACGUCACGAGGGAGGGCGAGGAGGAGGGGAGGAGGAGGAAGGGAGGAGCAGAGGGAGAGGAGGAGGAGGCGCAUACCCUCCUCUCCGUACCCUCUCCUCCUCGUGCUCAAGAGCUGCGCUCCACUUCGGCAUUAUAGGGAGUUGUAAACGUCUUUCAUUUUUUUUAUAUAUUUCAUGUCAAAUUACACGCACGGUAUUUAUUUAGGAAUCCGUUAGUGUUGAAAAAACUUGUAUGCAAACGGAACGUAUGUUACUAUUUUUGUAUGCUAAUUUGUUUUCUUCUAUUGUAUGCCUGUAAUUCUGUUCAGCUUUGCUUUCUUUCUUGUUUUUUGUCUGCUCUUACGGUUGUUGUUGGAGAGUCAGUUGUUUUGUGAAGCAACUACUAAGUUGAUUUUUUCUUUCCCUACGCUUUCUCCCUUGGAGAAAAAUAAAGAAUUUCAGUUUGGAUUUGAUAUCUUGCAA
Messenger RNA from Ixodes scapularis (black-legged tick), 3059 nucleotides. Its product is annotated as cytochrome P450 4c3. Lineage: Eukaryota; Metazoa; Arthropoda; Arachnida; Ixodida; Ixodidae. Bases 376 to 2022 code for a protein of 548 amino acids. The transcript has 11 exons. The record is from RefSeq and is a predicted model, not a curated record. Gene Ontology annotation, molecular function: iron ion binding; oxidoreductase activity, acting on paired donors, with incorporation or reduction of molecular oxygen; monooxygenase activity.